Messenger RNA from Dromiciops gliroides (monito del monte), 2414 nucleotides. RefSeq names its product beta-1,4-galactosyltransferase 7 (gene B4GALT7). Gene Ontology annotation, molecular function: xylosylprotein 4-beta-galactosyltransferase activity. The coding region runs from base 356 to 1222 and encodes 288 amino acids. NCBI's taxonomy places the organism in Eukaryota, Metazoa, Chordata, Mammalia, Microbiotheria, Microbiotheriidae. The record is from RefSeq and is a predicted model, not a curated record. The transcript is spliced from 7 exons. Gene Ontology annotation, biological process: carbohydrate metabolic process; proteoglycan biosynthetic process.
GGGCGUUGGAGGGGCCGGGCCAGGCCGGGGCGGGAAGAGGAGACCCCGGGGCCUCCCCUCCCUCCCUCGGAGCGCCACGGCCGCUCAGGAUGUUCCCCUCCCGGAGGAAGGCGACCCAGCUCCCCUGGGGAGACAGUAGAAAGAGCCUCAAGUGCUGAGGAGAUACAGUAGAAGUGCCAACCUUCCUAGGCAACACUCAGGACCUGCAUAUGCUCCUCCAUAUUGGAGGCCAGUUCAGCAUGACGGCAGGGGGUCUUUCCUGCCUCGGAAGUACAGCGUGUUCCAGCUCUUCUUUGCAUGCCUGUUCCUGGCCUUCCUCUCCUUGCUCUGGCUGCAGCUCAGUUGCUCAGGUGACAUGAGCCAGGCAGGGCAGGGGCAGGGGCAGGGGCAGGAGCUUGUCAGCCCUCCAAAGGCCUGCCCCCUUGAGCCUCCAGUCUCUUUGGAGGAGGAGCCUUCCUGGGGGCCCCACCGCCUGGCAGUGCUGGUGCCAUUCCGUGAGCGCUUCGAGGAGCUCCUGGUCUUUGUGCCCCACAUGCACCACUUCCUGCACAAGAAGAAGAUCCGCCACCACAUCUAUGUGCUCAACCAAGUGGAUCACUUCAGGGAGUGCCCACAGUUUAGCUGCUUACAUGCCCUCCUGUCCCCUGGAAGGUUUAACCGGGCAUCGCUGAUCAAUGUGGGCUUCCUGGAGAGUGGCAACAGCACUGACUACAUAGCCAUGCAUGAUGUGGACCUGCUGCCCCUCAAUGAGGAGCUGAACUACAGCUUUCCUGAGAGAGGGCCCUUCCAUGUGGCCUCCCCAGAGCUGCAUCCCCUCUAUCACUACAAGACCUAUGUGGGUGGCAUUCUGCUUCUCACCAAGCAGCAUUACCAGUCGUGCAACGGGAUGUCCAAUCGCUUCUGGGGCUGGGGCCGGGAAGAUGACGAGUUUUACCGGCGCAUUCAAAGAGCCGGUCUCCAGAUUUUCCGUCCCUCAGGAAUCAAAACUGGUUAUAAAACAUUCCGUCACCUACAUGACCCUGCCUGGCGGAAGAGAGACCAGAAACGCAUUGCAGCUCAAAAGCAGGAACAGUUCAAGUUGGACCGGGAAGGGGGGCUGAACAGCGUGCGGUACCAUAUCGAUUCUCGUACCCUGGUGUCAGUAGCUGGAGCACCCUGCACAGUUCUCAACAUUGCUCUGGAGUGUGAUGCAGCUGACACACCCUGGUGUGCAUUUGACUGAGAGGAACAUGGCUGGCACCAUCUCAGUCGGCUCGGCUGGUGUCUGGCCCCAAGAGAGUGUCCUUACUGCUGGAGGGAGACCUUCAGUGCACGGGGCUGAAGCUGAGGUGCUCAGGACCCAGCACCCAGUUAGAUGUGGCCCAGCUUCAGGCAAUGGGAGGAGAUCUGAGCCACCUAGGCCAAGCUACAUAGCUGUGCUUCUUCUGGAGACCCUGCAGCCUGACGUAAAGGUCCAUAAGUACUCUUGGACCAAACACCAAGUUGUUAUCCCUGCCCUAUGGGCAGUCAAAAGAGACUGGAGAUCGGAAAGAGGCUGGGGUGUGGAAUCUUUGACCCUGGUUCCGUGGGCUGCUUACACCUGGCUGCCCUCCCCAGCAGGAGGCUCCUUCUGCCUUUCGGCCUCUGCCCUUGUGCCCACUACAGGUCGUUGCACAUGAUAGUGGUUAAUAAACAUUUGAGUUUGGGAUUGUCAGCCUCAUUUUCCUAUUAACUCAGCGAUCCUCCUGCUGGGCUGUGCACAGGCUCCCCUUGCCUCCAUCCCACUUUCUGGUUCUGGGAGCCCCUUCAGCCAGACUGAGUGAAAGCACACACUGUGAGGAGAGGAUGGAGGGGACCAGGAUCAGGGUAGCCCCUCAAGUCAACCUGGCCUCCCCUCUUUACCCACUGCGAAACUUCCAAAGACAUCCUGAAGACCAUCGCUGUCCUCUAUCUGGGGGGGAGGGGGAGAGGCAGAUGGAAAGUGCUCCCUCCUCUCUCCCAGGGCUGUCGCCUUGUAGCCUGGAGUUGGUGCCUGGCCUUGGGGAAAUUUCUUAAGAAAGAGGGCAGUUGAUUGGCGGCCCAGCAUCAUAAGAGUGGGGGGCACACACUGCUCAGGCCUCCUCCCUGGGACAACUUGAACUGCUCCUGGAAAGAAAGAAGAAUUGGCAAACCCUUGGCCUGAUAGCUGCAGUCAGAAGACCCUGGCUGGGAGCUCUCCAGGGUCCUAAGAGGGAUGAGAUCAUGACACUCACCAGGGCCCAGCCUACCAACCACAAUGCUUAGGUUCAUUUGAGUGUGAAUCCCAGCCCUUCCCUUUAGUAACUGUUUGAGCCUGAGCAAAUCACUUAACCUCUCUGAGACGCAGCUUUCUCGUCUGUGAAAUGAGAGCAAUAAUAUUUGCUCUGCCUACCUCACCGGGUGUUUGUGGGGGAAAA